Messenger RNA from Poeciliopsis prolifica (blackstripe livebearer), 1850 nucleotides. RefSeq names its product NIMA related kinase 3 (gene nek3). The record is from RefSeq and is a predicted model, not a curated record. The coding region runs from base 189 to 1370 and encodes 393 amino acids. Lineage: Eukaryota; Metazoa; Chordata; Actinopteri; Cyprinodontiformes; Poeciliidae. Gene Ontology annotation, biological process: protein phosphorylation. Gene Ontology annotation, molecular function: protein kinase activity; ATP binding. The transcript has 13 exons.
AACAAUCAGCACCGUGGUUGCAUGGGUAGAUUUACUGUCACUGAUUGAUUUAUCAUUAUGAAACUUUGACCUUGCAUGAACAAUAAGCAUUAAAAAAAAGAUUUUUAGUCUUUAUUUUUAAAUUUUUUGACCGUACAAUGACUGGGUGUAUGCCUGUUUUUUGUUGUUGUGUAGUUCGGUGAAGUAUCAUGGAGAAAUACUCCCAUGUUAGAGUGAUCGGGGAAGGGUCAUUUGGUCGGGCUGUGUUGGUGCUAUGCAGAAACACUCAGGAUAAAUAUGUACUUAAGGAAAUACAGCUGCCAAAGAACCAGUCCAAAUUGCAAAGUUCAAGAAGGGAAGCUGUUCUACUGUCCAGAAUGAAGCAUCCCAAUAUUGUGGCUUUCAGGGAGGCAUUUGAAGGGGACGGCCUCUUGUGCAUUGUUAUGGAGUACUGCGGUGGAGGAGAUCUGCUUCAGAGGAUCCAGCAGCAGAAAUCCUCUCAAUUCACUGUUGAAAAUAUCUUGAAGUGGUUUGCUCAGAUGUGUGCAGGUGCAAAACAUAUUCACGAUAAAAGGGUUUUGCACAGAGAUUUAAAGUCCAAGAACAUUUUCCUGACUGAUGACGGUUCAGUCAAGCUUGGGGACUUCGGCUCUGCUUGUGUUCUGAACAGCUCAAAAGCUUAUGCUCAAGCAUAUGUUGGGACGCCGUAUUAUGUGGCACCAGAAAUCUGGGACAACAAGCCGUACAACAACAAGAGUGAUGUAUGGUCGCUGGGCUGCGUCCUCUACGAGCUCUGCACCCUGCGACACCCGUUCCAGGCGUCCAGCUGGAAGAGUUUGAUCCUAAAGGUGUGCCGUGGCGCGUACCCUCCGCUCCCCAACCACCUGCCUUACGAGCUGCACUACCUGAUCAAGCACAUGUUCAAGACUAAUCCGAAAGACCGGCCGUCGGUGCACACAAUCCUGACCUCUCACCGGAUUUCCAGACUCCUGCGCUCUCAUCUGCCCCCACAGGUUUCAGAAGUGGAGGAAGAAAAGAGGCGAACGGCUCGAUGGAAGAAGGAAGAAGGGCAGAAAGUGGCCAAUUUUCUGGGAGAGAAGAGUUUAAUAAAAACAUCAACAAUUGAAGGUGAAGAUUUACCUAAAAGCUGCUGUGAGAGUUCAGAACCAGGCUGUAGGAAGGAGUGGACGGCUGAGUCACCAAGUGCUGUGCUGCAGAUGUUGGCCAACGCCAGCCUGGUUUCAUCAGACAGCAUGGCUGCGGCUUGCCAGACCGGCUCUACCCAUGAAAGUGACUCGGAGGCCAGCAGGCAGAGAAAGCAAUGGAUGACAACCCACUGGUUGGGCCUCUCUCCCGGCAUCAGGGUGAUGACACUGAUGGGCCCGAGCUAGAAGUAGUGGACGAGUGCAGACUGCAGCCUCGCUCUGAUGAUGAAGACACGGACUUUGAGGAAGAAUCUCCCUGUGACUGGGUGGCUGAAGUUGAGAAAAUAUUUUCAGAACACUAAAGCCUCGUUCCUUCAGACCUCAAACAGAAAACACUAACUUUUCAAACGUGCCAAACUUUCUUUCUUUUUUUUUUUUUCUACAACGUUAGUUUGGGAAAAUAAUUGUGUCUUUAAAUGUUUGUUUUCUGUGAGGUGUGUGUGUGUUUUUUUUAACCGAGUGGAACAUCUGCUCCGGACUUUUUGGGACGUCGGUGAUAAGAUUCCCUGAAGACUGAAGGCUGUCUCAGAGGCAGCUCCUUGGGAAGUCAGGAAAUAUUAAGACCCACAGAAGCCCAUUUCCUCUGAUAUCAAAAGUAGACUAAACAUGUCUUGUGUAUAAUAUUAUUUGACUUUCAUGCUCUUGAAUUAUACCUAACAUUGUACA